CAUUUAAAAAUUUUCUUCUCUUUUGUGGUUGGAAACAGCAUAAAAUUCUGUCCAAAUUGGAACCCAAUUCCUUAUCUCUGCAAAAAUCUCAUAAAAAGUUUUCAGAUGGUCCAUAUUUGCAAAUUUCAGACAUAAACCCUUACUAGAAACAACCAAUUGACUAAAACAAGAACAGUAUUUUUCUAAUUUGAAUGUUCUGAAAUGGGGUUUUCUUUGGUGGGUUCAUUUGGUUCUCAUGUUUGGUUGAAGAAUUCUUGUCAUAAGACUGUAAAGUUUCAAACUUCAAGCGGGAAAAAGAGGUUCAGUGUUAAAUUUACUUCAAAGUUUAAUUCUUGCCCAGGAAGAGCUUCAGCUUUGCUCUGUAAGAGUGAGGUGGUUGACUUUGAAGAGAGAACAAGCCCUCUUGAGGUUAGAAAAGAGAUAGAACAAUGCUACGAACUCAUACACCGACUGGGGAGGGGAGUUGUGUACUUGGGUUCUUCAAGGAUGGGACCUGAUCAUCCACAUCAUGUUCAAGCUCUGGAGUUGAGUAGAGAGAUUGCUAACCUCCUGGACUGCACCACGUGGUCGGGGGUUGGUCCUGGGCUCAUGGAUGCUGUGACCAAAGGUGCUAUGCAAGCAGGAAAGCCAGUUGGUGGACUUAAAAUAGAUAAAGAAGCAGGUGAAUGGACAGCCUCUAAAUUUCAUCCCUACCUACCUUCAGAAUCAUAUCUGACUUGCAGGUUUUUCUCUGCAAGAAAGCAUGGCAUGGUGGAUGCUGCAGUUAGGAAUAGUAGCUCCAUUAGAACUGCAGUAGUCUCUCUCCCUGGCGGGAUUGGUACACUAGAUGAGAUGUUUGAGAUUCUAGCACUAAUUCAGCUGGAAAGGAUUGGGUCAGAGCUUCCAGUUCCUUUUCUUGUGAUGAAUUACGACUCGUUUUAUGGGAAGCUAUUCGACUUUCUUGGUGAUUGUGAAAAUUGGGGUACUUUAGCAAGAAAUGAGGUUGCAUCUUUAUGGAAGAUCUGUGACAAUAACUCAGAAGCUUUGUCCUACUUGGAAGAAUUCUAUGAUCUCCCUUCUAUUGAAAGGCACGAAAAUAAGUCGAAAAGUACAAGUGGAACAGGUAAUGAGUUUCGGAGCCUAUGAGAAAACUGAUUCUCAUACGACAUUUCUCUUCAAACUGUUUAAAUGAAAUUGUGAGAUGUUGUACUAUUAUUAAUUAUGAAACAUAGAGACUGAUAUUUUGGCAUAGCUGUAGAAUGAAACAUUCAGCUUGGAAACUUAU
This is a messenger RNA of Pistacia vera, 1264 nucleotides long. RefSeq names its product probable cytokinin riboside 5'-monophosphate phosphoribohydrolase LOGL10. The transcript has 4 exons. The record is from RefSeq and is a predicted model, not a curated record. Lineage: Eukaryota; Viridiplantae; Streptophyta; Magnoliopsida; Sapindales; Anacardiaceae. The coding region runs from base 202 to 1125 and encodes 307 amino acids.